Messenger RNA from Pyrenophora tritici-repentis Pt-1C-BFP, 1844 nucleotides. Lineage: Eukaryota; Fungi; Ascomycota; Dothideomycetes; Pleosporales; Pleosporaceae. The record is from RefSeq and is a predicted model, not a curated record.
AAAUUGCGCCGUUCAAACGUGAGAUGAGUGCGUUUACUCUGGAAGCUGCACCGGCUCGACAGGUGAAUAGUUCAGCGAAUACGCCUAGAGAACAGUCUGUUCAAGGUCAAGUUGGUGGGAAGACAACGUUUGGCGCCCCGGCUACUUCUUCGGCCUUUAAUGGUUCACUCGGAAACUCGAUGUUUGGGUCUAGCUUACCUGGAUCUCGAGCAUUUUCAGCAUCGGGAUCUAACGGUACUGCGUCGCGACCUUAUUCCUUGUCUGGUUCGAUGUGUGCUACGUCAAAGACACCGGAAAAUCAGGGUUUUGGCUUUCAGAGGCGAGCUCCUGGGCAGUUUUCGGGAGCUAGUCUGGCACCCCGACCGCAACAGGAUCCAAUCGAACAACCAGCUCAAUCAAAAGUACCUGAGAAGCCAUCGUUCAGUGAUCUCAUAUCGGAGCGUAGGAGCGUCGACGUUUCCCACCAAGCUAGGGUAUCGACAGAAGAGGACGAAGGGUCACUGUUCAUUCCGGAACAGUCGACUGUGGAUCGUGGGGAUGAUGUGGAAGUAAUUGGUGAAGAUGUACUCAUGUUUGAGGCUCCACGAACUCCGAGCACACCAAAGCCACAGCAGCAUAUCCCUAACAUGAUUCCAUCGCCAUGCCCCACCGGGCCAUCAACACCCGUCACGCCCUCAACACCUAACUUCAGAAAGCCCAUAGUUCCUGCUAGCGCCACCAAGGACGCCAUAUCAGCUUUCAAAAAUGUGCGUGCGGGCUCCCAAGUUUCAGCCUCCAGUAUGCCAGCACAAAACCUUACGCGAAGCCAUCGCAACGCAUCAGUCGUGUCUGGACUCUCAUCAUCUUCACGUACAGCGACGAUCAGAAAACGCAACAGAAAGGUUGUUAACCUAAGCAGUGACGAAGACGAAAGCGACUACGCGCCUGAACCCUCCGACGACGAAGAGGAGAAUCUAGAGUUACCUUUGGGAGUAGGACAAGAGCCAAAAGCCGAUAAAACCAAAAUGAGAAAAGUACAACCAGGGCCGGUUUCGAAGAAAGCAAAGACGGAUAUCAAGACAGGCAAGAACCCCUUUGGUUUCGAUAUCUUGGCCCAAUCUAUGUCAAAUGUCAAAAACAGUCAACUCGUUCCAUCGACACUAAAGAAGCUACCGAAACCUUCACCUCAAACUACCCUACCACCCAGCACUAAAAAGCCCAUCUCAGCAAACAUGAAGCCCAAAAAAUCUCCCCGCCUCCCCGCCCACCGCUCAUCAAAGCUCGCUGCCGCAUCGAAAAUAUCCCAGCAACUCGCCGUCAAUGCAGACUCCCUCGCCGCUCAAGAGGCACCAGAAAGCGGUGCGGUCGAAAACGUGAGAGACGGACUGAGAAGUAUGAGUCUGACGCCUGUUUUGAGCGAUAAAUCGACGGAGGAUGUUGAAGCAUUGGCUGGGUCGAGGCUUACAGGUACUGGGGGCAGGGGUAAAGCGUUGAGGUCGCGUCCAGAGUGGAUGGCUUGGACAAAGAGGAGGCAGACGGGAGAUAGGUAUUUGGCUAGCAUUGGUGAGGGUGGGAAUGUGGAUGAGGACAACGACGAGGAUGUGGAUGGAGAGGCAGAGAGUAACGAGAUUAUGGAUGAUGCGCUAUGGAAGGCGCGGACAUUGAGGGAAGAGCAAGAGGGGGUUACGUGCGUAACGUCAAGGCAGUUUGUGUAUGAGAUGGCGCUGUCGUUUGUCGUUGUCGUCUCCCAAGGCAUUCGCGACUGGGAACACUAUGAUCCUAUUGGAUUAUCGUUGCGACAUAGCGAUGACUGCGAGACUCUCAACGUAAUCGUCAAGAGUCCACUGGGUUUGUCAAAUUUCUAA